UGCGGAUCAAGAACCCCAGAAAAGAGUGGGGUGUGGCGCACUCGCCAUGCCGAAGUGGGUGUAUAAUUUCGGAGCAGGUGAAGCAGAAGGGCAUGCGGAACUCCAAGGAAAGCAAGAAGAAUUGCUGGGAAACAAAGGUGCCAACUUGGCCGAGAUGGCUUCGAUUGGACUUCCGGUGCCACCAGGAUUCACUUUGACCACUGAGGUGUGCUCUCACUUUGUGGACUCGGGGUCAUAUCCAGAAGGCCUCAAAGAGCAGGUGCAGAAAUCGCUGCAGACCUUAGAGUCGAGAGCCGGCUGCAAAUUUGGAGACUCUGAGAACCCACUUUUGGUUGCAGUGAGGGCCGGCGGGAGGGCAAGCAUGCCUGGCAUGAUGGACACGGUGUUGAAUGUCGGUCUGAAUGCAAAGACGGUAGAGGCCUUGGCCGAAAAAAGUGGAGAUGAACGAUUUGCCUACGACAGCUAUAGACGCUUCAUUCAGAUGUAUGCAGAUGUUGUGCUGGGCAUCGAUUCGAGCCAUUUUGAGAAGAUGUUGCGACGAGCGAAGCAAAAACGAGGAGUCAAUGAGGACCAUGAGCUUGGAGUGGAAGACUUGGAGCGGCUAGUGCGAGACUACAAGACAAAGGUAUUUGUGGAGCUUGGCGCGGAGUUUCCCACAGACCCUCAGGUUCAGCUUUGGGGUGCCAUUGGCGCUGUUUUCAAGAGCUGCAGCUCAUCCAGAGCCAAGACCUACCGAGAACUCCAUGACAUUUCGGAGGAUGCGGGAAGCGCCGCCGCCACCGUCCAAGCGAUGGUUUUUGGCAACGGGUCAGGUCCAGACAGCGCGUCAGGUGUGGCCUUUACCCGGAAUCCCUCCAGUGGAGACAACCAUUUCUACGGAGAGUUUCUUCUGAAUGCGCAGGGUGAAGAUCUGGUGGGGGGAAUCCGAACUCCAGCUGAGCUAACUAUGCAAGCCCGACUGGCUCAUGGAAACACCCUCCCGUCUUUGGAAGAGAGGAUGCCCAAAGUCUUCAGAGAACUUGUGGCAGUCCGUGAGCAGUUGGAGAAGCAUUACAAGGACGUCCAGGAUAUCGAGUUCACCAUUCAGAAGGGUAAGCUCUACAUGCUUCAGACUCGUGCAGGGAAACGUACCACACAUGCAGCUAUCCAGAUCGCUGUUGACAUGACCAACGAAGGCCUCAUCACCAAGCCGCAGGCGGUGAUGCGCUUGCAUCCCAGUCAGAUUGACCAGUUGCUUCAUCCAACCAUCAGGGAAGAUGCCAAGAAACAGGUGAUUGCAAAGGGUCUUCCAGCCUCGCCGGGUGCAGCCAUGGGGAAGGUGGUCUUUUGCGCGGACGAGGCCGUUCAGAGAGUCAACGAUGGAGAGAAGGUGAUUCUGGUGCGGAGCAAAACCAGCGCAGAAGACAUUCAUGGACUACACGCUGCGGAAGGUGUGCUAACCACUUGCGGAGGCAUGACAAGCCAUGCUGCGGUCGUUGCUCGCAGUAUGGGACGCCCAUGUGUAGCUGGAGCAGGACAUUUGGAAAUCGAUGAGGCGGCCGGAAAGCUGAAGGUGGGUGACGUUGUGGUGGAAAAAGGUCAGAAGCUGACCAUCGACGGAAGCACGGGAGAAGUUCUUCUUGGAGACGUGCCCACGGUGGUGCCCAAGGUCACCGGUGCUUUCAGGACGUUGAUGUCCUGGUCCGACGAGUAUCGCACCAUGCAGGUCCGUGCCAAUGCAGAGACCGUGGCAGAUGCGCGCUUGGCCAAAGACUUUGGUGCAGAAGGUAUUGGCUUAGUGCGAACUGAACACAUGUUCUUUGUUGGCAUGCGCAUCACUGCCAUGAGACAAAUGAUCUUGGCCUCCGACACCCGAGAUCGAAAGGAUGCCUUGCAUCGGCUAUUGUUCAUGCAACGGGAAGAUAUGACCGAACUCUUCCAGAUCAUGGAGGGUCAUCCUGUUACGAUUCGUUUGUUUGAUCCUCCCCUGCAUGAGUUCCUGCCCAACACGGAGGCCGAGUUGUCCUACGUGGCGCGGGCUGCAGGCGUGCCAGUGGACCGUGUGCGUCGACGUGCCACCGAGCUGAACGAAGCCAAUCCCAUGCUGGGACACCGUGGCUGUCGCUUGGCGAUUACUUAUCCUGAGAUCUGCGAGAUGCAGACGCGUGCCAUUUUCGGUGCAGCAGUGGAAGCAGGUCGAACCGCUCCGUCGAAGAAGUUUCCCGUGGUCGAAGUCAUGGUACCUCUGGUGGCCUCUGUCGGUGAGUUCAAAAUCAUCAAACAGAUCAUCGACAAGACCGCGGCAGCUAUUCAGAAAGAGGAGAAUGUGAACUUUGAGUAUCGCGUUGGUUCGAUGAUUGAACUUCCACGGGCAGCUCUUCAAGCUGCCAAACUGGCCAAGCACGCGGAGUUUUUCAGCUUCGGCACCAAUGACUUGACGCAGACCACCUAUGGCCUCAGUCGAGACGACACUGGGAGUUUCAUGGCAGAGUACAAGGCCAAAGGCAUCGUGGCGUGUGAUCCCUUCGUGACAUUGGACGAAGAUGGCGUGGGCGAACUCAUCAAAUUGGCCAUGACCCGUGGCCACAGCACGCGGCCGGACAUGAAGAUGGGCAUCUGUGGCGAACAUGGUGGCGAUCCGACCUCCAUUGAUUUCUGCCAGAGGAUAGGCUUGAACUAUGUGAGCUGCUCCCCCUACCGGGUCCCCAUCGCCCGGCUGGCUGCAGCACAAAGCGCAUUGAAAGCGCGAGGCGAGGAAGUGGGGUCACCCGAAAUCAGAGCCGCCAAGCCUCGGGUGCCCACCUUUGGACCAUGGUGAGACUGGAGGUGACUUUUUUGGUGCUAAGAUAUGGCAAUUUUCUGGAUGUAAGAUUUUAGGGAGGAGAGUGCGCGAUGAAAAUUGCGUCUCUCAAGUUCCAUUUGAAGGCACAGCUCCCUUUUCAUGUUCGUUCCAAUUUGAGAACCC
Molecule: messenger RNA, 2944 nt
Organism: Cladocopium goreaui
Lineage: Eukaryota; Dinophyceae; Suessiales; Symbiodiniaceae
Source: the annotation of a GenBank genome assembly